AUGAUUGGCAACGCAUCAAGUGACAACAGCAACUACACCAUGCUACACCAUGCUACACCAUGCUACAUGUAUUUUAUUUCAAUUUUUCCUCAAAUUUGUAAUUCCCCUCUGCUCCUUGCAGUGAUCACCACAUCCCGGCCGAGCAACGAGGCGGAGGUGCAGCUGUAUCGGGUGCUGCAACGCGCCAGUCUGCUGGCCUAUUACGAUACGCUGCUGGAGAUGGGCGGCGAUGAUGUGCAGCAGCUGUACGAUGCCGGCGAGGAGGAGUUCCUCGAGAUAAUGGCGCUGGUGGGCAUGGCCUCCAAGCCGCUGCACGUGCGCCGCCUGCAGAAGGCGCUGCACGAAUGGGCCAACAAUCCCGGCCUGUUCCAAGGUCCCAUGUUGCCGCAGCUAGGUCUGUGUGAGACGCCCACCAAGCUGCCCGCCCUGGUCUUUAAUCCGGACGCAACGCCCGCUCUGCCACGCAAUAAAUUUGCUUCCUUUCAGCCCGCAACGGUGCCGUUGGCGACGGCCUCAUCGCCGGCGACGGCGCCGGCGCCGGCAACCACGCAUCUGCUCGCACAGAUUAGCGCGCCAGUGCUGUGCCCGACGCUGCCCGCCGUCCAGCUGCAGAGUCCAACGCCCGCGCAACUGGUGCUGCCCGCCAGCACGCUGGCCAGCAAUUCCGGCUGUGUGGCAGGCGUUGCCUCUGCGGUUGUUGCCGCCAGCACUGCCCACCAGGUGUCCUCGAGCUCGCCGCAGCUGACACCGGUGCUGACCGAGCUGCAGGUGCAGCGGAUAGCCAUGUGUGCGGCCAAGAUUGCCCGGCAGCUGCCGCAGCGCGAGCCGCGGGCACAGACCUCCAAAAAGCGCACGACACGCGAACUGGAGCAGGUGAUUGCGAUGGGUGAGCACGAUCCGCGACGCAUGGAUGAGAUACGUAAGUACUCGGCGAUCUAUGGCCGUUUCGAUUGCAAGCGACGUCCGGAGAAGCCGCUCACCCUGCACGAGGUCUGUGUCAAUGAGGCGGCCGCCCAGCUCUGUCGCAAUCCGCAAACGAUUUGGCUGCUCACACGCCGGGACGAGCUCUUUCCUUUAGCCCGCCAGAUUGUCAAGGAUGCGGGCUUUGGCCAUUCGGCGAGCAUCGCUCGCUACGGCGGCCUGCUCACCCAGCUGCCCGCCCAGGGCAAUCUGCAGCGUGGUGCUCCGAUCGAUGUGGACUGUGAGUCCAGCGAUUCGGCUGCAGCGCUGCCGACGAAGCGGCUGCGUCUCUCCUCCACGGAGGCGGCACAGUUGCCCAUGGAACUGAAUCGGGAAGCUGUUGAGGAUUCGCGCUACAAUCUCUUUGCCAUGUACCAAAAGUUCGCCAAGCCGCCGUUCGAUUUGACGGAAAUCGCCAAGUUCUCCUUGGGCAAAACGGCAGACUUUGAGGACAACGAUUCGCGCUUCUCCUUCAGCAACUCGAGCAACUCCCCGCCCAUGCCAGGCAAUGGUCUGGAAAGUGAACGCUCGCCGGUCUCAUCGCUGGACGCCUGCCCUGCCAAACAGUGUGGCUCUGGCGAGCUGAGCUUGGGACCUGAAACUGUCGAUCUAACAGCUGCCGGCGUACAGGUCAUAUCCGCAGCGGGUGAUAACAUAAUUGCCGUGGCAAAUCCGGCCCUGGCACUCAGUCCCACCUUGAACGAGGUGCUCAAGCGUAAUGCUGCCUCACCGGAAGCCUAGACCAGCAACUGCAAGAAUCUAUCUAAUUAUCAAAUGUCUAGUGCCAGUUGUAGAACAUAAGAAUUUCAGUGCAAUUUAAUUAAAUACAAUUUGUUAGACUUAAGUCGGAUAUUAAAUCAAUAAUUAGCCUGUAAA
Molecule: messenger RNA, 1836 nt
Organism: Drosophila montana
Lineage: Eukaryota; Metazoa; Arthropoda; Insecta; Diptera; Drosophilidae
Gene: nab
Product: NGFI-A-binding protein homolog
Exons: 6
Coding region: 1-1701 (566 amino acids)
Biological process (GO): negative regulation of DNA-templated transcription
Cellular component (GO): nucleus
Molecular function (GO): transcription coregulator activity; transcription factor binding
Source: RefSeq, a predicted model, not a curated record